AUGAAUCGUGCACUGGUCUUGUUAUUAGCCAUAGGGAUUGUCAAAGGUCAGGAAUGCCCCAUUGAGUGCGAACUAUUCUGCGACGACGAAGGCACGCUGGGCAACCACACGGGUUUAUGGUGUAACUUAGAAACGGGAGAAAUAGACGUAUGGCCCUGUAACAACGAUGAUGUGAUCAUUGCUACUUUGAAUGACCUUACACCAUCUCUUCUGGCCCAUAAGAAAACGCAAUUGGUACUGUCAGUGAAUGACCUUAGAACAACUCUUCUGGCCCAUUUGAAAACUCACUUGGUACUGUCAGUGAAUGACCUUACAACAACUCUUCUGGCCCAUAUGAAAACUCAAUUGGUACUGUCAGUGAAUGACCUAACAUCAACUCUUCUGGCCCAUAUGAAAACUCAAUUGGUACUGUCAGUGAAUGACCUUACAGCAACUCUUCUUGCCCAUAUGAAAACUCAAUUGGUACUGUCAGUGAAUGACCUAACAUCAACUCUUCUGGCCCAUAUGAAAACUCAAUUGGUACUGUCAGUGAAUGACCUUACAACAACUCUAAUUCUGGCCCAUAGGAAAACUCAAUUGGUACUGUUAGUGAAUGACCUUACAACUCUUCUGGCCCAUAUGAAAACUCAAUUGGUACCUUUAGUGAAUGACCUUAAAGCAACUCUUCUGGCUCAUAAGAAAACGCAAUUGGUACUGUCAGUGAAUGACCUAACAUCAACUCCUCUGGCCCAUAUGAAAACUCAAUUGGUACUGUUAGUGAAUGACCUUACAUCAACUCUUUUGGCCCAUAUGAAAACUCAAUUGGUACCGUUAGUGAAUGACCUUACAGCAACUCUUCUGGCCCAUAAGAAAACGCAAUUGGUACUGUCAGUGAAUGACCUUACAACAACUCUUCUGGCCCAUAAGAAAACGCAAUUGGUACUGUCAGUGAAUGACCUUACAACAACUCUUCUGGCCCAUAAGAAAACUCAAUUGGUACUGUCAGUGAAUGACCUUACAACAACUCUUCUGGCCCAUAAGAAAACGCAAUUGGUACUAUUAGUGAAUGACCUUACAACAACUCUUCUGGCCCAUUAG
Owenia fusiformis is the source of this 1077-nucleotide messenger RNA. NCBI's taxonomy places the organism in Eukaryota, Metazoa, Annelida, Polychaeta, Sabellida, Oweniidae. The record is from the annotation of a GenBank genome assembly.